This is a messenger RNA of Leptopilina heterotoma, 1101 nucleotides long. RefSeq names its product ATP-dependent DNA helicase pif1-like. Gene Ontology annotation, biological process: DNA repair; telomere maintenance. The transcript has a single exon. Gene Ontology annotation, molecular function: DNA helicase activity. Lineage: Eukaryota; Metazoa; Arthropoda; Insecta; Hymenoptera; Figitidae. The record is from RefSeq and is a predicted model, not a curated record. Bases 1 to 1101 code for a protein of 366 amino acids.
AUGAUGUUUCAACAAUAUCAAGCUGUUGGGACUCAACAAUAUGAAAAACUUAAUGAAAAACAGAAAGAAAUUGUCGAUAUUGUUUUAGACACAAUAGAUAAUGAACAAACAGAUGAUAAUAAAUGUCGAUGUUUUUUCAUUAAUGGGCCUGGAGGAUCUGGAAAAACAUUUGUUUACACAACUUUAUACUACUUACUCCAAAGUCAAAGAAAAAAAGUUUGUACUAUGGCAUUUACUGGUAUUGCAGCUACCUUACUUCCUCAAGGUAAAACUGUACACAAAACUUUUAAGCUACCAAUUGCAAUUUACAGAGACUCAUCUCCAACUAUUAAGGUACAAUCCAAAGAUGCAGAUUAUUUAAGAAGUAUCGAUGUCUUUUUUUGGGAUGAAGCACCCAUGGCUCCAAGACAUGCUCUAAAACUGGUCGAUCGAAAUUUGAAAGACAUAAUGAAUAGUAAUAAGCCUUUCGGAGGGAAGAUAAUGAUACUUGGAGGCGAUUUUCGACAAUUAUUACCAGUUAAACAAAAUGCAAUUCGCAGUGAGUUAGUGAAUCUUUGUAUUAAAUUUAGCAGUUUGUGGUCAUCCUUUUCUCAAUUUUCUUUAACAGAAAACAUGCGUGCCUUGCCACAUGAAAAAGAAUUUUCAAAGUUUUUAUUAGAGGUUGGAGAUGGAGUAGCUAACCUCAAUGAUAAUGAUUUAGAAUUACCAAUGGAUUGUAUUGCUCCUCCUAAUACCAAUAUUGCAGAAGACGUUUAUGGAAACAUAGUUAAAAACAAAGAAUUUGAUAAAUUGGCAAAAAUGGCAAUACUAUCUGCUAGAAAUGUUGACGUUGAUGAUAUAAACAAAUCAGUCGUUGAGCUAUUAGAUGCUUCAAGUGAAAAAAUUUAUACCAGUGUUAAUACUGUAAAAGACUGUGAUAAUGAUGAAAUUAGGGAAGCUCUCUUACCAGAAUACUUAGAAACGUUGAAUCCGACAAAUUUACCAUCACAUGAAUUAAGAUUAAGAGUUAAUACAGUUGUCAUGUUAAUUAGAAAUCUUUCAAUUAAUGAAGGAUUAUGUAAUGGAACACGACUCCAAAUUUUAGAAUUACAAAAUCAUUAA